Messenger RNA from Diaporthe amygdali, 642 nucleotides. RefSeq lists its product as uncharacterized. Bases 1 to 642 code for a protein of 213 amino acids. The transcript is spliced from 2 exons. Lineage: Eukaryota; Fungi; Ascomycota; Sordariomycetes; Diaporthales; Diaporthaceae. The record is from RefSeq and is a predicted model, not a curated record.
AUGAUCAUCUUGCUGGGAGCCGGUGGAGCUGCGACUGCGGCGACGAUGGUCAGAGCCUAUCUCAACGUCCAAUACAUGCGCUCGAAAAACGUGUCAGCCGACUUUGCCUUGAUAAUCAUGACAACCAUUCUUGAGCUAUCCAUUGGCUUCGCGUGUGUCUGCCUCCCGUCGGCAAAACUUAUCUUCGACAGAGCAAUGUCGUCGCUCAGUCAACACACCCGAAGCUGGUUUGGCCAGGAGAGGCCAAUCGGCCUGGACCAAAAGCCGACCAGUACCAUAUCAACCUACUGGGAUUCGAUUCGAUCCAAGAUGACUACGACAACGCGGACUGCCAGCAUGACAGCAGGGGCUAUGCAGUCUUCCAGAGCUUCACGACGAAUGCGGCGCGGACGUGACGUUGGGCCGGGCUUUGACAGUGAACCAGUCGUUUUCCAGCAGCGUCUCGAGGUUCCGAGCCUGAGGUCGACAUCUGAUGCAAGAUCCUGCGCCAGCCGGUCCGGCGACCACCGAGGUCUGUCGGAUAGUGAAUUUGCGCAUUGCAUGAGAGAGCUCUCAUCUUCAAAAGGUCAGAGCGAUGAAUUAUCUGACAACAGGAGAGACUCCAUCGUUGACUUUGACUUGGAAAUAGGCGAUGGCCUGUAA